This is a messenger RNA of Acanthochromis polyacanthus (spiny chromis), 3120 nucleotides long. RefSeq lists its product as uncharacterized. The coding region runs from base 616 to 3078 and encodes 820 amino acids. Lineage: Eukaryota; Metazoa; Chordata; Actinopteri; Pomacentridae. The record is from RefSeq and is a predicted model, not a curated record. The transcript is spliced from 3 exons.
CAAGACUUCAGUCUGCUGUUUGGAGCUGAAACGACUUCCAAGAUGCUGGAGAAGUGGGACACAACUUUCAGGCCCAAGGUUAUCAAUGAGGCCAAACACCUGACUCAGUCAACUGAGCUGUGCCGACUUCUAAAAGCUGCUGAGAAACUGACCGAGAAUGAUGACACCACCUGGGACAGUGACAUGGCUUCUCUGCUGCUCCUUCUCCAUCUGCUGCCACCCACAGCUGGACGGAAGAGGACGAAGAUAAGUCCCAGUGAUGCAGUGGACAAAAUGUUGCACUUCCACAAGUCAUGCUGCAGCCUUGAUGAACACCUUCAGAAAAGAGAUGGUAGACAACCAUACAUCCUUGCUGUUGGUCGAACCAGGAACAGGAUCGACACUUUCUACAUUGUUGUGGACAAACAGCUCAUCCCCUGCCAAGCCACCAGCUCACUGGGUGCGUUUGAUGAACUGUUUAAAUCGCACUACGUAUUCAACCUGUCGUACGACGAGUACCUGGGCCAGCUUUUCACUUUUUUACAAACAACAGUGUACAACAUUGAUGUGGCAACAACAAAUGAGUCUCCUAGAGUUCGUGAGUUGCGGGCAAAAGUCCUAAACUAAGUUUCUUAAAUGUUUAAGUGUUUUAUUUGUGAUGCUGUUUUUGCUCACUGCCAUUCAUUAAUCUCACAUGUAAGACUUAAUCACAGUUUUUAUCCUAGCACCAGGUUCAAGUUAGUUUGUGCACAAGGUUGUUGUAGGCGUCAGUUUUCAACAUAUGCAGGUUUUAAAAAACAUUUAAUUAGUUCUCAUGAGACGGAUUCUUUUCGAAGUGGAGAUGCAGAAAGGCCAGCGCCAUCUAAGUCUGAUUUUCAAGUGUUUCAAGAUCCUUGUACCUCAGAAAUUGCCAGAACAAGUGUCAUGCAGAAUCCAGAGUCUGAGUGUUAUGAGAACAGUGGAUCAGGUCAAAGAAGUAAAGAAAUUACAGAAAAUGUUUGUGCAUCAAUUAUUUCCAAACUACAAGGAAGUGGCAUAGCAAACAGCGUUGUGUCAUCAGUUGUUAGUGAUUUGGAAGAACUUGCAAGUGGACUCCACUCUCAGGUUAAGCAGCAAGUACUGUCUGCUGUGCCUCAAGAUAAUCCUGUCAGGGAAAAAUUGGAAAAAGAUCUGGAAACUUUUGAAAACCCGUUUGUUAACUUCAAUACUGAAAGUAAAAGACUGAAUUAUUUCAAUAAGAAAUGGGGUGUUGUGGAGCCUGUCGAAAAAAUUCUAGGCAUUCGAUUUGAUACAAGGCGAAAUAAACAAACAGGAACUUAUGAUCAAGUCCCUGUGAACGAUACAUUUGUUUAUAUACCAAUUUUGGAAACGAUAAAAUUCAUGUGCCAAAAUUCUGACAUUUGUAGACUGCUUGGGGAAACCUGUAUAACAAGACCUGACAAAUACCAAGACUUUUGUGAUGGAAGUUAUUUCAAGACGCAUCCAUUGUUCUCUAAACACCAGAAUUCGUUACAAAUCCAGUUGUUCUAUGAUGACUUUGAGACGGCAAACCCACUGGGUUCAAAACGCGGUGUUCACAAAAUAGGUGCUCUGUAUUUUAUACUCAGAAAUCUGCCACCAAAGUUUAACUCUGCUUUGAUGAACAUUCAUUUGGUUGCAUUGUUUCACACUGAAGAUUUGAAAAAAUAUGGCUUUGAUCCUAUUUUAGAACCACUGAUUAAUGACAUCAAAAAGCUUGAGAGUUAUGGCCUAGAUUUGCCUUUUUCUGCUGAAAAAGUCCAUGGCACUAUAUGUCAGGUAACUGGGGACAACUUGGGGAUGCAUGCAAUUCUGGGAUUUACAGAAUCUUUCAGUGGACGUUACUUUUGUCGUUCAUGUUUGAUUGAUAAAGAUGAUGCCCAGAAUAUUUACAGUGAGGAUGACCCCAAGAUAAUCUUGCGUCAAAGGGAACUUUUUGAAAUGCACUGCAAUGAGUUGGAGUCAGACCCACAGAAGUCAUCUGUGUUUGGUUUAAAAAAGAAAUCAAGUCUUAACAGCCUCCAGUUCUUUCAUGUUUGUUCUAAUUUUUCGUUUGACAUUAUGCAUGACAUUCUUGAAGGCGUGGCUCAGUAUGAGCUGAAGUUACUAAUGGAAUACCUCUCAGAAAAUGUUUUGUCGAAACCUGAUCUGUUGUGUAGGAUUUAUGCCUUUGACUAUGGGUAUGUGGAGCGCAAAAAUCGACCUACAAGAGUUAACCUGGAGAGUAGUGGCAAUAAUAUAGGGCUCAGUUCCAUUCAGACUCUUUGUCUUGUUAGAAACAUUCCUCUACUUUUUGGUGACGUUGUACCAGAAGGAAACAAAAACUGGUUUUUGUUGCUGCUUUUACUGCAGAUAAUCAACAUUAUUUUUUCUCCAUCUGUUACACAUGGCAUGACUGUACUUCUCAAGUACUUGAUAAAGGAACAUCAUGAGUUGUUCAAGGAGCUGUAUCCUGAUAGAAACCUGAUUCCGAAACAUCACUUUAUGCACUAUCCAUCUUGUAUCCGAAAAAUUGGACCACUAAUACAUAUGUGGAGCAUGAGAUUUGAGGCAAAACACAGGAUUUUCAAAAACACUCUUAAAAACUUCAAAAACAUCACAAAAUCUCUUGCAAAAAAACAUCAAAUGUCUAUUGCAUGUCAUUGGGAGACAUCACAUUCGAAAUGUAUUGAGUAUGGACCUAUGGAAUCUAUUAAUGUGGACAAUGAGGAGUAUGGUGAUGUGUUAGUUCGGGUUUUGCAUGUUGAGUCUGUAUCUCAAGACAUCCAUGCAACCACCUGGGUUACGAUCAGUGGGACCGAGUACAGGCCAGGGUUAAUAAUUUGCAAUGAGAUUGAACAUGAAAUGCCUGUGUUUUGCAGAAUACAAAAAAUAAUUGUUGUUGACAGUAUUGUCUUCUUCCUUGUAAACAAGCUUGUGGUUGACCAUUUCAGUGAACAUUUUCAUGCUUACAAAGUAUUUGAAACCAGUGGCAAGGACGUAGAUAAAGCAGACAGUCUUGUGAUUUAUAAGCCCUUUGAUUUACAAACUGCUUAUGGUGGAGAUGAGAGUCUGUAUAUUGUGCCACUAUUUUAUUUGUAAUUACUGCUGAAGUUGUGCCUAUUGUGUGAAUUCCUGAGGUGC